AUGCUGAAACUUCUGAUUUGCCCACUCAAACCUUAUUCUCCGAAACGCCUCAAGACCAGCCUGCAAAGCACGUUUGAGGACGAGACCCCCAUUUCUGAGACAACCUAUGGUCUUAGGAUGUUUGAGAAGGUCGACCGACAUGAGAAUACCCCAGAGUCUGAUAUGAUUGAGUUUGCCAGUUCUGCGGCUACAAGGCACACCGAUCUGCUACUAGCGGAUAAACGUCCCACCUUCAGGCAGUUCCUCUGUCUACUAUAUUCUGCACGUAACCCUUCCGAGCAGCGUACUUUAACACUUGCACCGGAAUCGCUUGGAAAUGGUGGUUGGUGCCUUCUGAAGAGUCUAGACGAUGCCAUGCCAGCGGACUCUGUAAUCCUUCCGACUACACUUGGCAUUUAUCAUUCCUUAAGCGGAAGUCUGCCGAAUCCCCUUGACAAUGCGCUAGCUGGUGUGAUUAGACCCAUCGAUAUCUUUUCACUUAGAAGACAGUGGAUUCGCGGACACGGAAUUCCAGCUUUCUCCGUUGGUCGCCAUACAGCAUAUAGGCUAAUACCGAAACCCGAGGGAGCCAAAGUUGUUCUUUUGGGUCUCGGAAGGAAGCCGACGAAGACUGGCCUACUAACCAACGAACGUAUCGGCAAUCCGGAAGAGAUAGGUGCACCAGGCUGGGAGGAUCAGUAUGGAGACGGCGCAUUCGCUGCGCAUUCCACUAAGGACCUGACAGUUAGUUGUAAACAGAACCCGGAUGGACGCGACUCUAAGCUCCCCCGCACGUUCUCGAGUCAGGCUGGGAGAAAGAUGGACUUAGCGUUGGUCCGGCCUCUGUUUGAUCGUCCUGAGCUGCCCAUCUCGUAUCCCCGACAGGUAGCAGUGCAGGCCGAGUGCGGCACAGGCUCAUACAGUAGGAGAUAUUGCCCGGGUGGCCCUGGCAGUGACGGAUGCCGGAACUUGGAACAGUGCUGGACUUUUCUAGAUGGUUUCAGGCCGGACGAUCAAACGCAGGCCCAUUGCACAGAGAGCGGGCCAAGCCUUCCCUUGCUGGAAAUGCGCCCUUUCCUCUUCGCAGAUGACAGAAUAGAGGCGGCCGUAAUUUAUGGCCCCAUUUGGUCUCCAUCAAGAACCCCAUGGAAUCCAGGCACAAUUGCCUAUUCCGGCUUGGUUGCCACCCCAUUAGGGUCUGGAAGGAUUCAACCGUCAGGGGAGAGCUUGAGUUUCCAAGGUGUCCUUAGUAGUACCACUUAA
Messenger RNA from Aspergillus niger, 1242 nucleotides. RefSeq lists its product as hypothetical. The coding region runs from base 1 to 1242 and encodes 413 amino acids. The record is from RefSeq and is a predicted model, not a curated record. The transcript is spliced from 11 exons. NCBI's taxonomy places the organism in Eukaryota, Fungi, Ascomycota, Eurotiomycetes, Eurotiales, Aspergillaceae.